AUGGAAGACAUACAAAAUUGGUAUGAAAUAGAAGAUUUUCAAAAUCCUGAUAGUGUGCCAAUAUUUGAAGCAUUGAGUUCAGAUCAGUCAAGAAUAGAAGUUGUAAGAACAAUGAUGAUAGAUAAAGGCUCAGAUCCCCUUCCAGCUGACUAUAAACAAGUAAUGUUAACUAUCAAGUUUUCAAAUGAAGAAAUGUUUAAUGUAAUCUGCCUUAUAUUUUUUCUGUUGCCACUUCCUGUCGUGGUUGGCAAAAAAGCAAUGUGUUCUCUUUUGCAUCCAAGUUUUUUAAAACAUUCAUAUCAGGAAGGUGACUUGAUUAUUGGAGGUGUAACUGCUGUGCAGAUAUCAACUAUAAAUAUGUUUGAAACAUACACACGAGAACCCUUAAUCAGUGAUCAGUGUCUCAUGCUGGAUCUGAAAAAAUACCAGAAUUACAUGGCCUUUACAUUUGCUGUAAAUGAGAUCAACAGAAAUCCAGAAAUUUUGCCUAAUGUGACACUUGGCUUCUACUUAUUGGACACGUGCGUGAAUGAGCGGAGGUCACUUUCUGGCAUUUUUCAACUUCUUUCUGGGAAGGAGGUACAAAUACCCAACUAUUACUGUGGUAACUUACCUAAGAUGAUGGCAUUUAUUGAUGGCACAUCUACCACAGCUUCUCUCAUGCUAGCCAGGAUAUUUGGAAUGUACAAGGUUCCACAGCUCCAUCAGUAUUUGAAGACUGUCAAUAUAACAAGCAAUACAGGGGAAAAUAUAUAUUUUGAUAAGAAUGGAGACAUGGCUUCAGGAUUUGAUAUACUGAACUGGAUUGUCUACCCCAAUGAAACUCUCAAUUCAAUCAAAGUUGGAAGUUUUUAUCAACACGCAUCAGCUCAAGAGUUAACAAUAAAUGAAAGUCUGAUAAGAUGGAGUGAUCAUUUUAAUCAGACUCCAUAUUCAAACUGUAGUGAAAGUUGUCUUCCUGGAAAAAGAAAGUCACCAAGAGAGGGACAGCCUUCAUGUUGCUAUGACUGUAUCCCUUGCCCCGUGGGUGAAAUUUCAAACCAAACAAAUGUGGAACAAUGUUCAAAAUGCCCGGAAGACAAAAUGCCUAAUGAAAGAAGAGACUUUUGUAUCUAUAAAGAAAUAACUUUCUUGUCCUAUGAAGAACCACUUGGAGCUUCUCUGGCAGCUGCUUCAGGUGUCUUCUUUAUUCUAACUUUUUUAGUUACAAUAACUUUCAUAAAAUACAGAGAUACUCCAAUUGUGAAAGCCAACAACCGUGAUCUUAGUUAUAUACUCCUCAUAGCUCUCAAGAUUUGCUUUCUGUGUAACCUAAUUUUCAUUGGCAAGCCCCUACAAGCUACAUGUCUUCUUAGACAAACUGUUUUUGGUGUAAUUUUCUCUGUGUCCAUCUCUUCAGUUUUGGCUAAAACAUUGACAGUCAUCAUAGCCUUCAACGCCACCAGACCAGGAAGCAAGUUACAAAACUGGCUUGGGUCGAAAAUAUCUAACUCAGUAGUAAUAUCCUGCUCAAUGAUUCAAGUUGUCAUAUGUGCUAUUUGGUUGGGAACCUCCCCUCCAUUUCCAUACUAUAAUAUGGAAGAUGAAAUUGGGAAAAUAAUAAUAGCUUGUAACGAAGGCUCAGUAAUUGGAUUGUAUUGUGUUAUUGGCUACAUGGGCUUUCUUGCGUUUAUCAGCUUUAUUAUUGCUUUCUUUGCUAGGAACUUGCCAGAUAUUUUCAAUGAAGCCAAAUAUAUCACUUUCAGCAUGUUAUUGUUCUGCAGUGUUUGGAUAUCAUUUAUUCCAGCUUAUUUGAGCACAAAAGGAAAGUUUGUUGUAGCAGUAGAAAUAUUUGCCAUCUUAGCUUCUAGUUCUGGACUAUUAGGUUGUAUAUUUAUUCCAAAAUGUUACAUUAUACUACUAAGAUCUGAAUGGAACACUAAAGAAUUAAUAACAAAGAGAUAG
Molecule: messenger RNA, 1944 nt
Organism: Bombina bombina (fire-bellied toad)
Lineage: Eukaryota; Metazoa; Chordata; Amphibia; Anura; Bombinatoridae
Product: vomeronasal type-2 receptor 26-like
Exons: 6
Coding region: 1-1944 (647 amino acids)
Biological process (GO): G protein-coupled receptor signaling pathway
Cellular component (GO): membrane
Molecular function (GO): G protein-coupled receptor activity
Source: RefSeq, a predicted model, not a curated record